Cuscuta epithymum is the source of this 1538-nucleotide messenger RNA. NCBI's taxonomy places the organism in Eukaryota, Viridiplantae, Streptophyta, Magnoliopsida, Solanales, Convolvulaceae. The record is from the annotation of a GenBank genome assembly.
UUUCAAGCUAAAGUUCAGACGUGGGAAUAGUGUGCUUUCUGUACUACUCCGUAUUAGUUUGGUCUGUUGGGUUUUUUUCCAUCUUUCACAAUUCAAUCAUUGCGGUUUACAAGUUUUUGAAGAAGAGGAAGAAGCAGAAGAAAUGGGUGUGGUUUCUCAAGAAUCAAUCAAUGAAUUUGGAGCAUUAAUGGAACAAUUGGAUGAACCACUCAAGAAGACUUUCCAGAAUAUUCAUCAAGGACAUCCACAAGAAACUCUAGUGCGCUUCCUAUCUGCAAGAGAAGGAAAUGUUUCUAAGGCUCACCAGAUGUUGAUGGGUAGCCUAAAGUGGAGGCUCCAAAAUGAGAUUGAUGAUAUUUUAGCGAAACCUAUCAUUCCUCCUGAUCUUUACCGAGAUGUACGUGAUUCACAUCUAGUUGGACUGUCUGGUUACACAAGUGAGGUACAUAUUCUGGGCCUUCCAGUGUUUGCUUUUGGUGUAGGCCUUAGCACAUUCGACAAAGCAUUGGAUAAUUACUAUGUGCAGUCUCACAUUCAGAUGAACGAGUAUAGGGACCGCGUAGUGCUGCCCUUAGCAUCAGAGAAGCAUGGGACCCAUAUUAGCAAAUGCAUCAAGGUUUUGGAUAUGACUGGCCUUAAACUUUCAGCUUUGAGCCAAAUAAAGUUAGGCACAAUUAUAUCUUCCAUUGAUGACCUGAAUUAUCCAGAGAGGACAAUUACAUACUACAUUGUUAAUGCUCCAUAUGUUUUUUCAGCUUGCUGGAAGGUUGUCAGACCUCUUCUCCAUGAGAGGACGAGGAAAAAAAUCCGUGUGUUAUCAGGUAGUGGACAAGAUGAACUUCUGAAGAUAAUGGAUUAUUCAUCUCUUCCCCACUUUUGUCGUAGAAAAGGUUCGGGGUCAUCUCGGUACUUCGAGGGACCUGAUGAUAAUUGCUUUUUGGCGGACCAUCAUUUUCACCAACAACAUUACAAUUACAUGAAGGAGCAGGGAUUGAGCCACGCACCUCUCGGCCCACUAAAACAAGGCUCUUUUCAUGUCGAUUUUCCAAAUACCGAAACUGAAGGAACCGAGUUUGUCAAGAAGAUGGCAUCCGAGUUACAAAAAUUUGGAAACAAAGAGAGAAUUUCAGAGUCAUUAGAAGACCUGAAAAUUGACAACUGCCAUUGAUUUUUGAGUGCAGUUAUGUCACUGUUCUAACCCCGCCUUUCAUAUAGGGAAGUAUGGCAUAUAGAUAUACUGUAUAAUAAGUUAAUAACUAAAUAAAAAUCAGAUUAAAUAUCUCAUCACUACCAUGCCAAGUUAAAUAUUUUCCUUCCAAUGUACACUACGGAAUAAAUAUCAAAUAUGUAAGCUAACGUACAAAUCUGAGCUUUAACUUGGUAUCAUAGGGUUUUUAGGUUUUACGUUGAUGUUCUAUGUCCAAGCUUGGUAGCUGUUGGAGAAUAAUGUAUUGACGACAAUGUCCCACCAUUAUAUUAAUAAUAAUGUACUCGUAGCUUAUAUGUUAGUGUGAAAAUCUAAUGUGCUUUUUGUGUUC